UUUUAUAUUUAAUUUAUAUGUUUAAUAAACAAUAUGGAUACUUGAAAUUGUAAACAACAAUAAAACGAAUUAAAGCAGUGAAUAAAACGACAUAAUAUGUACUAAUUUAAGAAAAUAUAUAUACUUUAUUAUGUGAUCUUGCAAGCUUUCAACUCAAUGUGUUUCCGGACCCGCGAAUUUUGAAAUGAAAAUGUCUGCAACAAAUUCGGUAUUACAUGAAACCGAUGAAAUUAGUACAAAUAAAGAUUUAUUGGAUGGGAAUCAAUAUAUUCAUACAAAUAAUACAAAUUUGUUACCAAGAAUGGAUUCGGGUGGUUUAUUAGAUGUUGCUACUGCAGCUGGUUUAUACUUGUCAGGUGGGUCUGGAGUUUUACCUCCUCCAGAUCAGUAUCCUCCCGAGGAAAUUCUAUCAGCACAAGAUUUAACAGAAGAGGAUAGAAAAUUAGCAGCGGCAUUAGUUGCCGUACAAUUUGUUCAACAGCAAAAACAGCAACAAUUAUUACUGCAUGAUGCAACGGUCUCAUCGGCUUCAAAUGGUUCUGAAGUUACUCACAAUUCUUUGCCCAACAUAGCUAAUAUUGGUUCCGAUAAAAUUGGAUCCAUGGAAGAUAAUUUAGUUGACACUCAAUUAUUAUUUUCACAUGAUAAUAAAUCAUCAAUGAAUUCAGUUGCCAUAUCACAGUACGCAUGUUCUUUAGAGAAUAAUCGACUAGCUCAUAUUAAAAUAUCCAAUGACAAUGAAAAUGUUUCGACAAAUAAUUUAACGAUAUUAAACCAAAAUCCACGGAAAUCACAAUCUCAUUCCAGAAGUAAAAACACCAAACGUUCAAAUAAUAAACACUAUAUGACUGGAGGCACAAGAACAGCUUCAAAAUAUAGUCUUUUACCAUCUACGUCAUCGGCAACAUCAAAUUUUCGAGAAAACAAUGAUUUUGAUAUCACAAUUAAAAGUGAAGAUGACGAUUUACCAGAUUUUAGUGAUGAUUUAGAUUCAGAUCUCGACGAUGAUGUUAUUGCAACACAUUCUGCAAAAAAAAGUUUGCCACAUAAAAAACGAAUAUCUAGAAAAUUAAAAACUAAUCCAACAAAACUUUUACCAGCUGCAAAAAAUUCAAAUCUCUAUUCGAAAUGUAUAAAGUGUACGAAAUGUGGUGAACCUGUACGAAAUAUUAAAGACUUAAAUAAAGAUUUUUCAACGGGUGAUAAUUCGGCCCAAAAAAAUGGCCCAAUUACAUUUCAUUGUCAAAUAUGUUCGCAAAUAUUCGAUAGCCAAUUACUGUUUUAUGAACAUUUAAAAAACCAUUAUGAACCGGAAGCAAUUGAUGUACAGAAACAGAGAUCCGAAGAUGUACUCCAUACAGAAAGUUUAAAACAAUUAGAAACAACUAAACAAGGAUCUGUGAUGGUAACAUAUCCUGCAUUUACACUUAAGUGUCCAGAAUGUGAUAAAACAUUUCGUCGACAAAAAGCAUUUGAUUUACAUAUGCGUGAUGUGCAUCCAAAAGUCAAUAAAAUGGAAAUGGAAGAAUUUAGUGAAACAGAAGAUUUAAUGGAAGGUAUACGUGUUGUAGUAGAUGGUGAAAGUUGUAGUAAUGAUAAUGGUGUGAAUGUAUUAACAAAUGGACAUCAAACGCAUUCAGAUUUAGAUCAUAUUGUAUCAAUUCGAAAUUCACAUUCUCAACAAAUAUUAACAAGUUCGAAUGUUAUUGUAAAUGAUUCAAAAGUGUGGUAUCGAGAAGAUGAACUUCAUGCAACAGAAGCAGAUUUACAGGAAUUAGAGGCACAACAAUUAAAAGAACAACAAAUUCAGUUAGAAAAUUCAUUAACUUCUUAUAUUUGUAAUUUAUGUGGUUCUGUAUUUGAACAACGAAUAUAUCUUCAACAACACAUGUCUGAAUGUUAUUUAGUAUUAAAACAAGAAGCUGAAUUAUUAAAUUCACCAUCACAAGUUAUAGGAAAAUUGGAUACUGAAGAAGAUGAUGGUACUGAUUUAAAAGAUUUAAUAAAUAAAAAAUAUCGUAAAAAGAAGGGUCAUUUAAUAUGUACGAUAUGUGAUCGUGUAUUUAAUCAUCGUAACUCAUUGGUCUAUCAUUUGCGAAGUCAUUCUGGUGAACGACCCCAUCAAUGUGAACAAUGUGGAAAAAGUUUCUUUGCCACCAGUGCAUUAAAGGUCCAUAUGCGUCUACAUUCGGGUGAUAAACCUUAUAAAUGUGAAUUCUGUGGUCGGCAUUUUCGUCAAUGGGGUGAUCUCAAAUAUCAUUGUAUCUCAUUACACUCAAAUCAACGUCAAUAUCAAUGUGAAUAUUGUGGUAAAGAUUUUGCACGAAAAUAUUCUCUUAUUGUACAUAGGCGAAUUCAUACCGGAGAAAAAAAUUACGAGUGUGAAUAUUGUAAGAAAACAUUUCGUGCAUCUAGUUAUUUACAAAAUCAUCGUAAAAUCCACACAGGAGAAAAACCACAUCCCUGUGAAAUAUGUGGAAAACCGUUCCGUGUACGAUCAGAUAUGAAGAGGCAUAUGAAUACGCAUAAUCGUGAUCGUUUCAAUAAAGGCUGUUCUUCGAAUGAUAUUAAAACAAAUUUAUCCGAUGAUUCGGAUCAAGCUGAAAUGAGUGUAGAAUCAGUGAAUCCUGUACCCGAGGAGAUUAAUGUACCUGCAAAUAAUACAAAAGAGAAAGAAGAAGUACAUAUACCACUUAUACCAAAAACUGAAGCAUCAAUUUCAGUGAAAACAAUGGAUCCAUUACAAACACCCAAAGAAGAGGAUUUAUCAGCAGGUACAUUAUAUACGGUGCCAGGUGAUCCGUUAACCAUCAAAGAGGGUAAUAAUACGGUAUAUGUUUGGCCGGUGUAUAUGAGUUAAAUUACUAAUUAAUCAUAAUAAUUAAGAAUCUGUUCUAUUUUAAUUCCUGCGCGCAGUA
This is a messenger RNA of Chrysoperla carnea, 2918 nucleotides long. Its product is annotated as zinc finger protein 888-like. The record is from RefSeq and is a predicted model, not a curated record. The transcript is spliced from 10 exons. Lineage: Eukaryota; Metazoa; Arthropoda; Insecta; Neuroptera; Chrysopidae. Gene Ontology annotation, cellular component: nucleus. Bases 185 to 2860 code for a protein of 891 amino acids.